Messenger RNA from Trematomus bernacchii (emerald rockcod), 672 nucleotides. It is a transcript of the gene rps19bp1, whose product is annotated as ribosomal protein S19 binding protein 1. NCBI's taxonomy places the organism in Eukaryota, Metazoa, Chordata, Actinopteri, Perciformes, Nototheniidae. Gene Ontology annotation, cellular component: nucleolus. Gene Ontology annotation, molecular function: enzyme binding. The record is from RefSeq and is a predicted model, not a curated record.
AUGUGAGUAAAGAGAAGAAGAAGAAGAAGAAGAAGAAGACUCCCAGCCCUGUGGACGUCAUGGAUCUGGUGAGCUCGAAGCGUUCGGGCGUCACGAAGCAGAAGAAGAGGCUCCAGGGUCAGAUGGGACCCGGGAGGAACAAAGCCACCGUGAAGGACAAGAGGAUCAAAUCUGCAGUGGAGGAGUUCAGGAAGAAGCAGAAGAAGAGUCAGCUGAGCGUUAACCUGAAGUACUUUAUGGAAGAUGUCGACAAAGCCAGAGACUCGGACACUGCGAAGAUUUUGAGCCACAAUUCAGGACGUCAGUCGAGGAACCGCCCGGACGCGCCCGCUCCGAAGACCCCGGAGAAAGAGUCCUUGUUCACGGAGAAAGAGUUCCAGCAGUUCCAGAAGGAGUACUUCGGCAGGACUGUGGAGGAGAAGAAAUGAAGCGCACCCUAAAAACAAAAACUCUUCAGGAACCGUUUGGUGGAUGUCAACGGGUUUCUGGACUGGAUUUUCUCCGCUUGAACCUCCUUUUUAUGUCUCUCACAAAGACUGAGGAGAAAUGUUUUUAUAGGUUGAAUCUGAGCAGCUGUUUUCCUCGUCACACACACACUGUCACACACACACACACACUGACACACACACACACUGUCACACACACUGACACACACACACACUGACUGACACA